This is a messenger RNA of Exserohilum turcica Et28A, 663 nucleotides long. RefSeq lists its product as uncharacterized. Lineage: Eukaryota; Fungi; Ascomycota; Dothideomycetes; Pleosporales; Pleosporaceae. The record is from RefSeq and is a predicted model, not a curated record. Gene Ontology annotation, cellular component: plasma membrane. Gene Ontology annotation, molecular function: ferric-chelate reductase activity. The transcript is spliced from 2 exons. Bases 1 to 663 code for a protein of 220 amino acids. Gene Ontology annotation, biological process: intracellular iron ion homeostasis; copper ion import; iron ion transport.
AUGGUGAUCCGUUCGGAAUCAGAGAACUAUAACUUUCAGCUAUAUAUUCAGCCUCAGAUGGGCUUUACAAAUCGAUUGCUGGCGCAGACCCUCGGGGGAACGACAGAGCUAAGCGCUUUAGUAGAAGGGCCUUACGGAAAUGGAUUUGACCUAAGAGAUUUUGGCACAGUAGUUCUGUUUGCCAGCGGGAUUGGAAUUGCCGGGCACCUUGCAUAUGUUCAAAGUCUUAUAUAUGACUAUCGGAAGUUGAAGACGAAGACUAGAGAUCUUCUACUAGUCUGGCAGGUAGACAACAAGUACCAACUGGACUUAGUAUGGGGUGUAAUGAAUAACAUAUUGAGGAGAGACGAUCUUCCAAUAGCUACUAACCUCCAUGAUAUGCGCAAUCAAUGGGAAAGCGGAAAGCGAGGCCGAGGUCUAGGCAGUAACGUUACCAACGAAAGUCCGGGUGUACGGCCUAUACCGCAUGGAGAGAAUAUUAUAGACGUCUAUAUCUACGGGAACUACAAGAUAUUGGAUGAAGCAGGACACGCAGUACCAUGCAAGCGGGCAGGCAGCCGCAUUGCGGAGAUGGAGGGACAGCCAGAUGUGCAGCAAAUCAUUAGCGACGUACUCAGGACUGGAGUGGGAAGACUGGCGAUCUGCGGUAAGCUUUGUGGCUAA